UAAGAGUACAACCAAUUUGGAGAAGGGCCGAUCGUGAGGGUAUAAAUUAAAAUUUGCCUAAGCCUUGCUGAUCACGGCCACCGCCAUCGACACCGUCUAUGGCGAGGAUGCAUCACGGCGGCGAUUUCACCUCCCCGGACGACGCUUCCCAAUACCCUCCUCCGCCUUCCAACCCCUACGCCUCCGAGCUCCACCCUCCCAAUUCUAUCCGGCCGUCCUCCUACGCCUCGGCGCCACCUUUCUCCCAAUUCGCCACCGAUUACUACGGCUACUCGUCCGAUGCCUCCGCCGCCGCUUAUUCCCAUAACCCAGAACCCGUGCCUAACGUUCCCCCUCUCUCCGUCCCCCAUUAUCAACCACAGUUGCCGCCGCAAACUCCCCAAUGCCCCACCUUUCCGCAUUACUAUCCCUCGCCGGAGAUGCAGCCCUCUUCGCCUACCUAUCCGCACCUCCAGGAUGAUUCUUUGUACUACCGAUAUGAUCCCAAUCACCCGGAAGCAAAUUAUGCCUCGCAGUUAAAUUCUACCUCCAAUCUCCAUCCUUACCCUACUCAAAGCUCCUUCUUUUCUGCUCCUUUUAGUUCCUAUAUCGACUCUUAUGAAAUCAAAGGAUCUCGAUUUGAUCAAGGAAACAGUUAUUUAUCUGAUAAUCCCAGUAAAAAUGUCUCGAGCGUGGCUGGUGGAUAUGGUAUUGGGAUUGGCCGUUCCGGGUUCGAGCAGGAUUUCUAUGGAAAGAAGCCAGAGAGCCCGAUGCGCUGUGAUCCUGGUGAUGGUAUUUAUGCUUAUGAUGGGGCUAAGUCUGAGCCUCAUGGUGCAAGGGGUAGGGUGCCUAGUAGGUCUUCCACUUUGUUUGAUGAUUAUGGGAGGUCGCUGAGCUUUCCUUCUAGUGAGAAGGACCAGGGACUGGACACGGAGAAGAUUGUAAGAGCAGUGCCAACGACGGAGACUCAGCAGGAUGUGAAGAAUGGGGUACUAAAGUUCAGAGUCAAGAUCCUACCGGAAGGGGGGAGUCAGAGUACCAUGGAUGUCCUUUGUCAGAUUGGAUUAGAUGGAAUCCGCAUGCUUGAUCCAAGCACUAGUAGAACACUAAGAAUCUAUCCUCUUGAGAAUGUGACAAAAUGGGAAGUAAUAGAUUCAUCUAUAUUUGCCUUUUGGUCCAAAAGCUCAGUUGACAAGGAUCCAAGGCGCGUCAGGCUGCAGUCAAAUAGCUAUCCUAUGAAUACCAUACUUGACAUUGUGACUGCUGCAGUAGUCCAGCUGAAGGAGAUCGGUGGGAAAGACGACUUUUUUGGUGGCAAAGGAACUGCUGAUACUAUAAAGCAAGUCCAACAAUCCACUGAAAAGAAAAAGGCUUUUGAUUGGAUGAACUUGAUAAGACCUCCCAAUGAAGAGAAAGAUCACUGGUUACCAGAUGAAGCAGUUAGUAAAUGCAGCUCAUGUGGCUCAGAUUUUGGACCAUUUAAUCGCAGGCAUCAUUGCAGAAAUUGUGGUGAUAUUUUCUGUGACAAAUGCACGCAAGGAAGAAUUGCUCUCACCGCAGAUGAGGAUGCAAGGCCUGUUCGAGUUUGCGAUAGAUGCUCGGCAGAGGUUUCUCGUAGACUGAACAUUUCAAAGGAGGCCUCAAACAAGUCUGUGGGGAUGCACAGUCAUGAAGAACUAGCUCGCAAACUUCAGGCGGAAAUGGAUAAAAAUCGGAAACCCUCUUCAGCUGAUGUUUUUGUAGGCUCAAAAUCCUCAGAUAAUUCUGGGAAGAGGAUGACGGAAAUCGCAUGUCCAAUCUGUACAGUCCAUCUUCAGGUACAAGUUCCAGCCUUAGGUUCCGAAACGAUGGAAUGCAGUGUGUGCCAAAAUCCAUUUUUAGUCAGCGCUCGUUGAUAUCUAGUGUAUCGUGAUAGUUCUGUUUGGGAUUCAGAUGUUAGAUCUUGUUUCUUCGAGGGACAACGUAGUUUCUUGUAAGAUGAAUGCAAUGUGUACAAAUUGUCGUGUGAUCCUAUCUUUAUUCUUCCGUUAUGUUACGUCACAGCUAUUGCAUUGUUCAAUGGAAAUGAUAUUGUUAGUACA
Messenger RNA from Zingiber officinale, 2060 nucleotides. Its product is annotated as protein FREE1-like. The coding region runs from base 99 to 1874 and encodes 591 amino acids. The record is from RefSeq and is a predicted model, not a curated record. Gene Ontology annotation, biological process: multivesicular body assembly; intralumenal vesicle formation. The transcript is spliced from 10 exons. Gene Ontology annotation, cellular component: late endosome membrane; ESCRT I complex. Gene Ontology annotation, molecular function: ubiquitin binding; metal ion binding. NCBI's taxonomy places the organism in Eukaryota, Viridiplantae, Streptophyta, Magnoliopsida, Zingiberales, Zingiberaceae.